Messenger RNA from Notodromas monacha, 4767 nucleotides. The record is from the annotation of a GenBank genome assembly. Lineage: Eukaryota; Metazoa; Arthropoda; Ostracoda; Podocopida; Cyprididae.
AUUCACUCAGGUACGCGGGCGUCGCCCGUGUAUCUAUGGGCGAGAAUUUCGCCGUAUCAACGUGUGUCUUGAAGCAAGCCUUUGCUACGUCGUAGAUUUCCAUGGCGUCAGUUUAUCACGGAGCUCCGCGGGUUUAUCCGUCUCCGUCCGACUGGACGGUUUCGGAGUUCAUGGCGGAGUACGAUAAUCUGAGUCGAUGGUUGGCCGAUAUUUAUGGAGCGAUUUUUGGAAAUGAAUGCAAACUUGCGCCGGAAUCAGUGCGACUGACGGAAGCUGUUGCCUUGAGCCAGCAGGCUUCGCGGAGAGACACCUUUGUUCUUCAAGGAAAAAAUCUUCUUGUUACACAUCCAAAGCACCGCGAGGAAGUUCAGCUUAGGUUGGACCAAUUGCAAAGCAAGUGGGACACGCUAGACCAGACUUUAAAUCCUCCAUCAGGAUCAAAACGGCUGCCUACCCGGAAUUUGCCACUCGAAAAGGAUCCUUCAGUGCAAGUGAAACAUCUUCGAGAUUGGUUGAUCAACAUGGAAGAUAAGCUACGAGUCAUGAGCAAAAGUUUGAUGGGGGAAUCACUGAACGCUUUGGAACAAAAGCUUCGGCAUCAUGCGGUAAUUCAAGCGAGCAUCCAGUCUCAAGGAACAGCAAUAUCGGCUUUGCUGAAACUGUGUGAAGCAUCGCCGGAAAUCAAAUCAACUCCCCCGCGGGAUUAUGCUGAUGACUCCAUUACAGAAAGUUUGGAUGGCGAAGAGAUGCUACUAUUUCAAAGACCCAUGUCGCCGAAGGACAUUUCUGCUUAUCGUUUAGCUGCUACAACGUUGGAACACCGCUGGCAUCGCUUAUGGCUUGAAUCACUUGAGCUUCAGUGUGUUUUGGAAGAACGAAUUAUGAAGAUGAACAAAGGUGGUCCACCGUCACAUCGUUGGAGCGGCAGUGAUAGAGACGAAGAGCCAGUGACGAAAUAUCCGCGUCUUUUCGUUGAAGAUCAAGGUUCUCAGUGUUCGGAUCAACCGGAGAACGAUGAAGACGACGAUGUGAGCGUGGAAGUUGACUUUAUGGAGGACGUUUUUGAAGUGACGAAACAGGUGGACAAUGAUGCCAAGAAUCAAAGAAAUGGAGUGUAUUCGACGGAAAAGCCCGCGGUUGAAGAACACCCUGUUGACGUUUUAUCUGACGGUAUUCAAAAAGACAGCGUACAGAUUGACAAUAGUCCAGGAGAAUUGUGUGGAGCCUUAUGGACUGGUCCGAAUAGCGCAUCUUUUCAUUACAAAGUGCCGGAGGCAAAGGGAGAUGACAACACCAAGGUUUGCCCUGUUCUACCUUCUCAACGCUCCGAUCGAUUCACGAAUGCACCUGGACCAAAACUUGUUGCCCGUGUUAGUCCACAACGACGACUUCAGCUUGACGUCAGUUUUGAUGAAGAAGACUUGAAGGCUGCUGCCCGGAAGAUGGAAAAGGAUUGGUGGCUCGCUUCGAGUUCUGAUUCCGACUGGCUGAAUACCGAAGGACUAUCUGACAGUGAUGGCAGUGGUUGGGGUUGUGAAGAACCGGUAAAACAUGCCGGAGAUGAAGACAUACAGCCGCCGAAGAUCCCGAGGGUAAAACCCGACGGAAGCAAGCGUCCUCACAGAGCGUGCAGCAAGCACUCCAUCCAUCGAUUGGUGAACGCCGCCGAGGAAAUGGUGCGACAAGAAGGGGCGAGUUUUAUGGUGGUUCCGAGUAGCGUGGUUAGGCCGACGAGAGGGCUCAUUUUGCGUAUGGGCACCAGCGGGCGGGAUUCGGCAGGAAAUAAGGCUGAUCGCAUCGCCGCUUGGCUGGCGUCUCAACCCGCAGAAGCCCGUGUGAACCACCCACUGGACAUCAUUGUCAAACCCGGCACCUUGAACGACUCUCAGGUGACCGACAGCUGCGACGCAAGUGGCGAAUACACAACGGACGACUCACCGUCGGAACAUUCGGAUUCCGAGUCGGAAGGACGGAACAGCAGCGUCGCCACUUGCCAAGCGCAACAUAAUGUAUUGGUUAGGGUUGGGGAUUCAGACCUCGACACGCCCGUGGUUGAAUGGCUACCCAGUUUUUCCGUGCUUUCCGGAGCAGAAAGCUCGUUGAAGACCCCGACGAGAGAAAAGAAACCCGCUUUUGUCGACGCGCCAGCGUCAGACAACAAGCGUGUUCAGAAGGCGUCGAAAGAAAGCUCUCUCAAACUGCCGCUUGAGAGAUCGUGGAAAUCCAGGUCUGAAGGUUGUCUUGACCCGGAUUCGGCGAACGUUUGCAAAAAAUGCAAAAAUCGUGGCGUGCACGUGAAGCUCGUCAAGCGGCGGAAGAAACAAGAUUUGUCCAAUUCCAGACGGAAGUACAGUUCGUCUUCCUCGUCGCGAUUGCGACAUGGAUCGUGUUCGAUUAGUACUCCGGAAUUGAGUGUUCGUCACCGGAUCCGAGUGUUGAAAAGCCCGGGACACGCAAGGAGAGACCUCAUCACUUUGGCGACGCCCAGCAGAAUCAAGGACGAAUGCCGAGCCAGGGGCAAGCGUCAACGAGGAUCUCUGCAAAAGUCAAAAUCAUUCUCUGGACGUGAGAAGAUGAGAAUGUGUGAAGAUGAUGACGUGAACGGAGCGGCUGAAACGUGGCCGGGUCACGGUUCAUCGCCGGAGCUUGUUGACAUCUUGCCGGCGCUGACGUUGGAACGCGACGCUGGCAUUGAAGCAGCGUUGUCACACGUCGAAGAGACGAGCUCAAUGUCGGAACAGGCCUGGGAUCCCUAUCAGGUCCCCGUGUUCAUUGACGAGAAUUACAGCGAAAGUGGGAUGGAUCCGGAAGCAGUGAGGAAACUGCUGGACUGGGAUGAUUACCGCAAUUUCUUGGAUAGUUUGUCGGACGCCACGUCGUCUGCUGCUCCUCGUCGCCGACGUGGGAACGGCAGUGGCGAAAAGUGUCCGCCACGUUCAACGAGAAAGAAGAAAAAAUCACGGUCGUCGCAAAGCAGUGAAGCUUCGAAAGAGUCGGAUUCGGAGGACGACCACCGGCUGGUGCGCAAAGCGUCGGCUUUGCUCCUGGCUGCAGCAUCUAGUCAAGACAGUCGAGCAUCUGUCGACCCAUGUGCCACUACCUCAAUCAACUGCCAAAUCAUCGAAGGAAACGAAGAAGUAUUUUUCCAGUCAUCGGAAAAUGGCGGAACAAGUCUUUCUGCGGACAACGAAGAUGCAGACGAAACAUUGAAUUUUGAAGCGAUUGACAAACUAGACUCGACACAAAAUUCGACAGGGGUGGUCCAAUGUGAAGAAAAACUCGAGAUCGAUCAACAGAUGGACAGUCUGAAACAUGAAAUGAUUGGGUUUGAAUUGCAACUGAAGAGUAUUUUAUUUGACAAGGACGUCGAGAAUCCGAGUGAUCUGAAACAGCUCAUCAUUUUAUUACAGGCUUUUCUACGCGAGAUGGGGAAUCAAAAGCACCGAUUGCUCGACGUGAACAUCGUUGUUCAUUCUGUGGUAACCACUGCUUCCGAACAAGGAUGUGCGAGUGACGAUAAGAAGAAUCAAUGGAAAAAUCUCGUUGAUGUCGUCUAUCAACAAUGGGAUGACCUGGAGCAAAGCGCGAUGAAUUGGCUCCUGCGACUUCAACGGGCCUCUGAAGACUGGCAUGUGUGGGAGCGGACUUUCAGUGCUGUGGAAUCCCACCUUGCUUCCGGUCUGGGCCACACCAAAACUAACGUCGGCGUCAACAGGACGGAUGAUCCCAGGACCGACCCUGGGAAGCUGGUGACCAUUGUACCUGAGCGAGUUGAAGUAGGUAAGAGUGGCGGCGGAACGGCGGCGUUUGGUGUCUUAUUGGGAUUGGAAAAGGAUGACGGAGAGGCGCGGUUGACGGCAGCUGGUGUGGAUAUGGUGGCUCAGGUUUCCAGCGAGUCGAAUCUCCUUCAACAGAAGGGUGUUGGAAUGGCGGGGACGUUGCGGGAUUGCGAAGACAAACUUUUGAGCUUGAAUCAUUUGAGCGCUCAAAUAGCUGCAGCUUUGCCUGGUGGCCCGAAAGCCGCCUUGAAAUUUGUCGAGGAAACUUUUCGUAUCGGGGUCACUGUGCAAGAACUGCGUCAUUCUUUCGAAGACGUCAAGGUCGUGAAUAAUGUUGGCAGCGAAAACAUCAGAGUACAAGGCGUGCGGGGACUACAGGCGGCUGAAAUUUCAAUAUCAGAAAAAAGAGAGCGACGGAAAAGAACAGGAUUGCUUCUUUUUUCCUCCGUCCUGUUCCAAGUAUCGAUUUUGUUUCUUCUGUGCGUUGCCUUCCUUAUUGAGCCGCAUUGUUGCGACGCGGGAGCGAGGAAGUGGCGGUGGUGUUCCUUGGACACCCUCUUGAGUUACGAGGAUGGACGGCCGCCUUCCUGACGCCAGGUAUGAGCUUGCGGUCGUGUGCCGUAUGUUUUCCGUCUUGUGCCUCAGUGAGUCAAACGAUGCCUGCCAAACGUUUUGUGGAAACUUUUUGCUCUGACAUUGAUCCCGAUAUUUUUUGGGCUUCAUUUUGUAACAAAUGCUCUUCUGCGGAUAUUUCGUUGCUGUGAGGAAGAUUUUUUUUGUGGUCAAGUCGUUGGAACUCAUGUGGUGCGAACGGGACUUCCGAAGUCCUCGGAUUUGUAUUUUAAAUCAGGAUUGUCUUUGAAUCGAAGUUCUCAUGUACGUUUUAUUUCAAGCAAUGAUUAAGGCAUGGAAGUUACAUUUUAGCUCUCUGCUGGUUUUGGAAUGAUGAAGUAUUGUGACAAAUAUACCGCAGCUUCUUGUUGUCAAA